UUAGAAAACACCUGGACGGCAAUUACUUCAUCUCGGACGUACUUGCUAGCAUUCGCACCAAGAGGAAUGUCUUAUUGCUCUUUUCUUAUCGGAUCCCUUUUCUUCUCUCCGAAAAGCGGCUAUGUCUGUCGUUGACUGAGAGCAUAUAUUCUUCCUCGUCGCAUAUUAUUCGUUCGUUAUCGAAAACUUCACUAUGCGCGAAUCUCACCAUCUUGAGUUUCCCGAAGUAAGGGACACGGGGGACACAAGGCGAUAUAAUUUGCGUCAAUUCUUAACAUGGCGUCCUCGUUUGACGAACGGCCGCGAUACACCGAGCCCGUCAGCGGAAGCGUCCUCCUCACCGGCAGUCGAUGAGCAAACCGAAUUAACUCUCCCAAUUGACCCUCCGGACGAGGUGCAUCGUCUCCGGCAAAGGCGUCGCCGCACUGCGUGGAGCGAUUCGUCCCUAACAGCUGUAGAUGAAGAAGAACGCCCACCGUCACUUUCAUCAUACGAUAGCGGGGAUAGCUCUCAUCCUGUGCACCGUGGAACAGCUGGGAAUAUUCCAUUUGAAAUCCGGGAGACGGUCAGCCUGGAGGACGAUCCGAGCCUGUCCACCAUUACCUUCCGCUACUUCGUACUCUCUAUACUUUUCGUCAUCCCUGGAGCCAUCAUAUCGCAGAUGUCAAUGUUUCGGACGACUUCGGCGCCGUACUCAACACUUUUCGUCCAGAUCGCUUGCCACUAUGCGGGAACGUGGCUGGCUAACGUACUUCCUGCCUGGAGAGUCAGGAUUCCAUUCACGAAAUAUGGCUUUAGCCUGAACCCGGGACCUUGGAGCAUCAAAGAGCAUGUGUUGGUUACCGUUACGGCUGCUUCAGGGGCCACCAGCAGCAUGAUGGGCAUUCCAAUCGCCCUCGCAAGCUUACUCUAUGGCGAGACGAUUCAUCCGGCCAUAGCAAUUGCGUUCAUGUUCGCGAACGUCUUCCUUGGCUACUCACUGGCUGCCCUGGCGCGGAACUUUGUGCUCUACGAUCCGAAAUAUCCCUGGCAGAGCGCAAGGAUGCAGGUACAGCUAUUUGAAGCCUUCCGUCACGACACCGAGGACAAGCAACUCAGCAGCAAAAAGAGACGAGUGUUUUUUAUUUGCCUCGCUGGAAUGCUGUCGUGGCAGGUCUUCCCUGAGUAUGCGGCCCCGAUGCUCAGCUCGUUGGCAUUCUUCUGUUGGGUUUUCCCUCGCCAACCCGAUGUGCAAUUCAUGGCUUCAGGAUUGGGUGGUGCAGGCUAUGGAAACAUCUCUUUGAAUUGGGCCAACGUCGCGAGCCACUGGUGCAAUCCAAUGAUUGUACCAUUUACCACAACUAUGCUCAUUGUGGCCGGCUAUGCCCUUCAAUGUUGGGUAUUUCUACCCUUGAUGCGAGGAGGAGCUAUUGGGAAUGGGAACGCCCCUUUGAUGUCGAAUGGAGUUUUCCUUGCCAACGGGACUCGAUACCCAGCGAAGGAACUCAUCGGAUCGAAUGGCACUUUCAAUUCAACUGCCUAUAAAGAAUACGGCCCGGUGUAUAUGGGAGCUCAUUUUGUCUCCACCAUAUUCUUCGAUUAUGCCGCCUAUGUCUCUGGCAUUGUCUGGAUGGUAUUCUUCGGCUUCAAGGACAUCAGGCGGAGUUUCAUUUCAUUUCAUCAGCCAUACACCGACAGACUGAAUCUCCUGAUGCGGUCCUACAAAGAAGUCCCCUGGUGGUGGUAUAUUCUCCUUUUCCUCGGUUCCGUUUCCACCAUUCUCAGUAUCCUAGGGAGCGACCAGUUCUUCGCCCCCUGGUGGGCAUUUUUAGUGGCUCUGUUCUCGGCGGUCGUCGUGAUAGUUCCGUUCUCAUGGCUGUAUGCCCUCACCUCGUACCAAAUCAGUACCGGAACGUUCAACGAGCUCGUCUAUGGCUGCCUGAUCAAUCAUGGGGACGGAAACCACGCACAAAAGCAUCGACAUCCUGUGGGGGCGUCUGUUUAUGGAGCACUUGCCGGAACCUCGUGGUAUCGCGCUCAAUUCAUGCUGCAGGACCUGAAGAUUGGCCAUUUCAUGCACAUUCCACCUCGUGCAACCUUCUUCAGCCAGAUCUUCGGGGAGUUGCUCGGGAUCCCGAUCAACUACGCAGUCAUCCUUUGGAUGCUCAGGACCAAGGGAGAGUACCUUUCUGGCGUCAAAGUGGACCCAUUGCGGCAGUGGAGUGCACAAAAGAUCAACUCUUACAAUAGCCUGGCGGUCCAGUACGUGCUCAUUGGGCCUCGGCGCAUGUUCGAAGAGAAGAUCUACAAAUAUCUUCCAUAUGGGUUCCUGCUUGGUGCGAUACUUCCAAUUGCCGUUUUUCUUCUUCACAAAACGUUCAAAAAGGCUCGGUUCGAGUUGUUUAACACCACGAUCCUACUCUCUUCUAUGGGCUGGUUUUGCGGGAACGUAUCGACCGGAUACUUAUCACGCCUGGCGGUUGGAUUCUACUCGAUGUUCUGGACGAAGCGACGUUGCCCCGUCAAGUGGGAACGUUACAACAACCUUGUUGCCGCGGCGUUCGAUGCGGGCUUCAGUAUCAACCAACUUCUACUCUUCCUGUUCUUCAGUGCUGGGAAGAAGAUUGCCAUGCCGAAUUGGUUCAUGAAUAACAAGGACUCGGUGGAGAGAUGUUUCGCGUUGGACGACACAAAGGGCACUCAGAAGCAGGCUUGA
Molecule: messenger RNA, 2695 nt
Organism: Eremomyces bilateralis CBS 781.70
Lineage: Eukaryota; Fungi; Ascomycota; Dothideomycetes; Eremomycetales; Eremomycetaceae
Product: OPT oligopeptide transporter
Exons: 2
Coding region: 194-2695 (833 amino acids)
Biological process (GO): transmembrane transport
Molecular function (GO): oligopeptide transmembrane transporter activity
Source: RefSeq, a predicted model, not a curated record